Molecule: messenger RNA, 2331 nt
Organism: Pungitius pungitius (ninespine stickleback)
Lineage: Eukaryota; Metazoa; Chordata; Actinopteri; Perciformes; Gasterosteidae
Gene: ankrd1a
Product: ankyrin repeat domain 1a (cardiac muscle)
Exons: 9
Coding region: 90-1004 (304 amino acids)
Molecular function (GO): protein binding
Source: RefSeq, a predicted model, not a curated record
GAGAGGCGCUGACUGUCCCAGCGGAAACACCAGUGGACUUAACUACCGGGCCUUGGGCUACCCACAGUGCUGUUAAACCGAGGAGAAGGAUGGGACUGCACAGCGUGGAGGAACUGGUGUCCGGCAAGAGGUCAGAGGGCAAAGAGACAGACGACUUCCAGGGGGGCGUGUACGAGGCGGCCGUCAAUCUAGAGAAGCAGGAUGCCCGGCGCUCCCACGAGGCGGACGCGGGCCUUUCAGAGGAGAACGACAGCGGCGGCGAGCAGGAGCAAGUCAGUGUGGCGGAUCUCCACACGGAUAAAAGCGGCCGCCUGAGGUUGGAGACGGUGGAUGACCUGUUCAACAUCCUGCAGCUGAGGAAGAGGAGGAGGGAGAGGAAGACGCCCGUCCAUAAGAAACAGCAGCCGGAGCCCGAGAGAGUGCCAGAGACUGUGGAUAUUCAGCUGUUUCUGACGGCGACCACGGAGAACAAACUGCCCGUGGUGGAGAAGUACCUGAAGGAUGGAGGGGACCCCAACGCAGCCGACCACUUCCAGAGAACAGCUCUGCACAAAGCCUCGUUCAUGGGACACGUGGAGGUCAUGAGAAGGCUCCUCGAAGCCGGCGCUUCCAUCGGGAAAAAAGACAAGCUGGAGGCCACAGCGGUUCACUGGGCCUGCAGAGGAGGCAGCCUCCCGGCCCUGCAGCUCCUCCUCGACCAGGGAGCCCAGUUCACCGACAGAGACAAGUUGCGCAGCACUCCCCUCCAUGUCGCCGUGCGGACGGGGCACUGCGAGUGCGCCGAGCACCUCAUCCACUGCGGCGCCGACGUCAACGCCAAGGACAGGGACGGAGACACGCCCAUGCACGACGCCGUGAGGAUAAACAGGUUCAAGAUGAUCAAGCUGCUGAUGAUGUACGGCGCCAGCCUCAAGAGCAAGAACUGUGAGGGGAAAACUCCGCUGGAGACGCUGAAUUCGUGGCAGAACGGAGCCAAGAGCCUCCUGUGCAACUUCAGCCCGUAGAACCCAACGCAUUCCACCACAAGCAGGGUGUCGACGGGAGACCCGCCGGGGGUCGAUUGGGUCAUUUAAUUUUUUCUUAGCCCACACCGGUCAUUUCCAGUCUGUGGUUCAAGAAGCACGUGUGUGUCUCUCACCCGGUUCGGCAUUUUGAAUGUUAAUGGCCGAGUUCUAUUUCUCACGCUACAUGUUUGAGCAUCUUACGGCCACAUGGGCAGCAGAACCCCGAAGGAGCCUUUGAUCAACAAUGUGAAGCCUAAUCAGGUGGUUUAUAAUGUGAUCCAUAGCAGCGAUAGAUGAACUGUUUGCCAAUAAUUGCUGGACAAUGUCUCGGCCGACAACUGGAAGAUGUGUCUUUCUUUUCUUCUUUUCUUCUAUUUUUAAUUUAAGCCGAGUUGAAGUGCAUCGAGAAAUCAUGUGUUUAUCGAUUCAUGAAACCUGUAACCAAUUGACCUAUAGGGUUUGAUUGAGUUAUAUCAAUGCCAUACACAUAAUAAGCAGGUGACUGGGUUGAUCUGUAGUGUUUGAGUUAGAUUUUAACCAAUUAUAUACACUUAAUUUAUUGAUUUUCAUUUACUCAAAUGGGAACCAUUUGUGGAUUGAACCAAGUGUAAAACUGAAGUUCAUUAUUUGUAUAAAAUGGCUGCGGCUCGGUGUAAAUCGUUUAAAGGGGAAAGGGAGGAAAUGAGCCUCACCUUGCUGGCAGGUAGUGUGUGUUACACUUAAACAUUCAGAAGAGUUUAACCAAGUUCUCUGGUAUUUAUGCAUUUUAAGAUUGAGAGGUGAGACGUGAUGAAGAAUUAGGAUGGAUCAGGAUGAGAGGAACCUCUCCACUUACUAUUGAUCAAUUGACGUAUGUGAUCAGCAGUUUUACCAGCCCAAAUACCUUUACUGUGUUUUUUGACCUACACACUUCUCAAUACAUUGAGUAUUUUGAGUCAUCUUAAUCGUAGCUUGAAGUUAGCUUAGUUACUUUAUUUCUCCCCGUGCAUCAAUUUGUUUCCUGCGCUCCUGACUUUUUGUCUGUCAGGAGUUUUAAUUUGAGCGUCUGGGGCCUAUUCGCCUUAUCAAAGGUCACCUCAGGGAUACACAAGCCUUAACUUGCCACAGCUGACAUCCCAGCUGUUGGCCCAUUUCGUCCCCCCCCCCCCACACACACACCCACAUACACUGUGCGAGAGGGACUGAGCUAAAAAGUCAAUGUUGGUUCAGCGGAUGUUUGACACGUGUUUAUGAGGAAAGAACAAGUCUUGCUAUUUGACUAGAAAUAAUGUUCAUGUUUUAUUGUUGUUUUAGAUGUACAUGCAUUUUGCCUUGUAUUUAUGAAUAA